AUGGGAAGGUUAAUAGUAUAUAUUGCUUUUAUCAUUUAUUGCCAAGCUGCCAACCAAAACCAAGCUAGAAAUGCAGGAGCACCUGCGCAACCAGCAGAUGCAGCAGCAGCAGCUAAUGCAGGAGCAGCAGCUGCGGGACAAGCAGCUGCGGGACAAGCAGCUGCGGGAGUUGGAGGAGUAGUGGUAAUUGCACCAGUUCGAGUACCACUGACUUUUACUUUUGCGGUACAGACAACGAGAGUUACUUUAUUGCUUUAG
This is a messenger RNA of Loa loa (African eye worm), 258 nucleotides long. RefSeq lists its product as hypothetical. NCBI's taxonomy places the organism in Eukaryota, Metazoa, Nematoda, Chromadorea, Rhabditida, Onchocercidae. The coding region runs from base 1 to 258 and encodes 85 amino acids. The transcript has 2 exons. The record is from RefSeq and is a predicted model, not a curated record.